GGGAGGAGGAAGGGGAGGCAGGGACGUGAGGGGAGGAAGGGUAGUUGGAACUGAUGCACAGAUGCCUUCUAAGUCACCUCAAAUGUCAACCCACAAGUCACUUAAAGCGGAUGGGCAAUUUUGCAGUGCUGCACUGAGUGCGUGCAGGAGGAAGGGAUUGUGGUGGGAGGCUGAAGCCAUCUGGGCGCUGAUGGAACGAAAACGCAUCCGUCCAACACCAGCCUGCCUCACAGCCAUGGUGGCAGUGAUGGCACGGGCGGGGCGCAGCGAGCGGGCAGAGGAAGUGGUAGAGCAGGCACAGGCAGAAGGGGUGGCGGUGCAGCAGCAGACAGCCAACGCUCUGCUGGACGCCGUUGCCUCCACGGGGGAUGUGCCGCGAACGGCUGCCCUCUUCCUCCGCCUCUUCCUCCCACACAUGCUGCCGCCCCCUCCCCCCUCCCCUUCCCCCCUGCCCUCUGCCUCUCCUGCUCGAUCCUCCAAGGCGCAUCGCAAGACGCUGCUUCAACAGCCAGGCAGUCUCUCACUCAAGAGGCACCUGAACGCGGUGCUACAACCAGACACCUUCUCCUUCAACGCCCUGCUCAAGGCACACGCCAGACAGCUGCAGUCGCUGCAAUCAGUGCAAUCUGCACAAUCGGUGCAAUCAGUGCAGUCUAUGGUGAUGCUGGGACGAUCAGUCAGCAGCGCCAAGGGUUCCCCGAUGGCUGGACGCUACAGCAACAGCAGCAGUACCAGCAUCAGCAGCAGCGAUGGCAAUAGCCGCAGCGGCUACAGCAACACCAGAAAUGGCAACAGGAGCAGCAGCAACGGCAACCCACAACAUGGCAAGGCAAAUCCAGGUGCAUCUGGGGGAGGUGUGGUGCUCACCCUCUAUCCCCUGCGCAGGCCUAGUCCCCGAACCUACAGCCAAGGCUCAGGUAUGGAGCCAGGCUCGGAGACCAGUCCAGCAGGCUCGUACUCGAGUUCAGGUUUGGUAGGCAGGGCCAUGGAUUCGGGUCCAGGGGCAGGCUUGGAGGCUGUAGCUGGAGGCUCGGAAGCCAUUGGAGGCUCAGAGGUCAUUGGAGGUUCGGAGGCCAUAGCCGGCUCGGAGGCCAUAGCAGGCUCGGAAGCCAUAGCAGGCUCGGAGGCCAUCGCAAGCUUGGAGGCCAUUGGAGGCUCGGAAGCUGCUGCUGCAGAUGUGAAUGCUAUAGGAGGAGUCUCGGAUCCAGCAUUUGUGGAGGGAGAGGGUGUGAGAAAGGGCGAAUUUAGCAGCGUGAGGCCCUUGGAAGGGCAGGAGGCCUCCAGGGGCAAUCAGGGAUCAGCAGGCGGUGAUGAGAAGGGAUGGGCGGUGAAGGGGCCAGUGGAGGUGUUUCGGGAGAUGCAGGCUAUGGGCGUUGCCAUCGACGAGUACUCCAUCUCUCUGUACGCGCCCUCACUAGAAGCACUCCGGCGUGCUGAUGAGGCAUCAGCCCUCCUCGAUAUAAUCACAUCUCAUGGCUAUCACAGCAGCCGCUUCUUGCCCCUCUGGUGCUCGCACAUCGCCGGGGCGUGUGUGGGACGGGUGGGGGUGGGGGAGGUGGGGAGGCGGGACGUGCAAAGAGGGAUGGAGGUGUAUGGGAGGAUGAGGGGGAUAGAGAGAGAGGAGGAUGGGGCGCUGAAGAAAGUUAUUUGGAUGCUGCUGCGGGCAUGUGAGGAGGUGGGCAUGUGGCAGGACGCCAGGCAGCUCUUGGACGACUACCGAUCCCUCAGGCAGGCACUGCAGGUUAAGGCAAGAGGCUUUUAUGUCAAGACCCCGUCCAAGGCAAUGGCACCAGUAACAAGAGAUGCACCCGUGGUAGCAGGUGCUUCCCUGACAACAGAAGCAGCAGAGCCAGCAGAGCUAGGGGAAGUAGGAGAUGCGCCCAUAGAGGCUUAUCACAUGGUGAUGGCGGCAUGCGAUGCGGCCGGCGAACCUCUAGAGGCGCUCCAGGUAUACCGGGACAUGCUGGCGCGGGGGCUUGUACCCUCUAUAAGCACGUUCGCUGUUAUCAUGCGCGCGCUGCAAAGGGGCGGGCUGUGGGUGAAGGCAAUGGAGGUGUACCAGACAAUACCGCAGGGCAUGAAGGGGGGGAUGAGUGGGUGGUGAUGCGAGGGAGGAGGAGAGGGAUGGUGAAUUAGCCUUGUGUGUUGACCCAUCAUGCAGCUUGAAGUUGCAUGUGUUGGUUGGUAGUAGGAGCACUAGGGCUUGUGGGUGAAGGCGAUGGAGGUGUAUUAGACGAUACCAUAGGGCAUGAAGGGAGGGAUGAAUGGAUGGUGUCUUGAUUCCUCUAAACCCCGUGGCAAAAUAGCAGAGGGGUUAUCAAGCUGAGACCCCACUUGAUGGAGCCCCCCACCAGACGCCCCAGGGGUUGGUUUGGGACGAAGAGGGGAUAAUUUGCGGGCAGGGCACACUGCAUGGAGCGGGGAAUUAACGGAUAGUGGUGAUGUGUAUCACAUGAUGCCACAGGGCAUGGAGGGGGGAUGAAUGAAUGGCUGGUGAUGGGAGGGGGGAGGGAUGGUGCAGCAAGAUAAGAUGAUUUCAUUGUUGAGCAGUGGGCUGUGGGUGGAGAUGUUGCAGGGGAUGGAGGGGGGAGAGAUGAUGUGGGGAGAGAGAAGUAUGGUAAGAAAGGCAUGAAGGGGUGGUGUUAUUUCUGUUGUCCUAAUAUCUGUCGAGCUAUAGUUAUUCAGGCAGUUCUGUUGUAGGCGAUUGCAUUUUUUAUCUCAGGCAUGUAAAGUGGAU
Closterium sp. NIES-67 is the source of this 2737-nucleotide messenger RNA. Lineage: Eukaryota; Viridiplantae; Streptophyta; Zygnematophyceae; Desmidiales; Closteriaceae. The record is from the annotation of a GenBank genome assembly.